CUUUUUUCAAAAUAAGUCAAAAAUGAUGACACAGAUUACCAAAGUAGUAGCCAGUCGAUAAUGCGCUGAUGCAAAAUGUAAAUAAUCAUUGUUUGACUUUGGCACCUGGCUUUGAGUUUGAAGACAGAAAAUUGAAGUUAAUUGAAGUUUCGCUUUUGAAGAAGGACGAAAGUUGAAACUCGAAGGUUAGAAAUUAGUGUUUAGUAAUUGACUGCAGUCAGCAAAAAGUUGCAUUCUGUAAGACGUUACAGUAGUUUUCAUUUAUUCAGAGUUAAUUUAUAAACGCUCUACCGCGGAGAAAAUUCAAAUCAUGCAGCAGCUAACAAUUUUCAUGGAUAUUGAAAGUUCUCGCUCGUAUAUCGACGAAUUAUAUUCUGCGGACGAGACGAAAAUUUUAGAGGCUCUAAUUGCGUUGAAGAAUUCAGUUAUAGGCAGUAACAGACAGAAGUCUUCGGUUAUUCAACAAGGCAUAGUACCAAGGCUGCUCCAGUUAAUGUCUGAGCAGAACUGGGAUCCUAAUAUUAGAUUAGAGGCCACUAUUACUAUUGGUUCCUUAGCAAAAGGCACAUCAGAUAAUGUUACUGCAUUAGUUGAACAAGGUGCAGCAGUGGCUCUUGUGGAGAUAUUGAAAGAUGUGCCAAUAGGAACAAAAUUGGCUGAAGCUAGCCUUUGUGCUUUAAGGAGUAUAUUCCUUAAUCCUCCUGCACCAAUAUCUGCCUUGCCAUCUGAGAUGAGACUUCUGUCACGGUUGACUCUCAAGAAAUUUGUUACAGAAAUAGCAAGAGAGGGUUCACCUACUGCGCGUGCUUGUGUAGUCCGUAUACUAUCAAUAUGGUGUGGAGGUCCUAUAGAACAGGAAGCAUUAUGUGCUGCCGGUGCUUGUAAUGCAAUAGCAGCGCUGCUGGCACCUAAAGGCACAUCACCACCACCCAUAGCAAGGGCCUUGCCAGCAUUGGAUUUGUUAGCUGCAAUGUGCUUUGAAAAUGCUAAUGUUUCUCAAGUUGCAUUGAAUACUAGGUAUGGAGACAAAACAAUUCCUGAACUUUUGACUCUCCUAGUGUCAAGAGAUAAACCUUUGCCUGUAGCGAUGGGUGCUGCCCGUUGUCUCACUUUUAUACAUAGAGCGGGAGCAAUAACAGCUGAUGAUAGCAGAGUGGUAUUUGGAGCGCUGCCAUGCCUUGCUCGACUUUGUACCAAAGAUAUGCCCGAAGACAUAAGAGCAACUGCAGCUGAAACGCUGGCGUAUUUGGCUGAAGUAGACACAUCACUCCAAAGACUAGCUGCGAUAUCAAAUCACCUCAUGAGCUCGCUAGCGGACAUAGUAAAUUGUCCGUCGCCAGCCGCAAAGCAGGGCGCAUUCAAAUGUUUCGCCUCACUCGGCGCAAACGCAGAAGAUAUAAGAAAAAGAAUAAUCGAAACGCACGGUUUAAUGGUUCAUAUUGUUAACGGAAUGAAUAAUCCCGAACCUUCGGUAAGGUUAGCGGCGGUGCGAUGUCUCCAUUCUCUAUCGAGAUCAGUCCAACAGUUGAGAACUACAUUUCAGGAUCACUCUGUCUGGCGUCCCCUGAUGCUGCUCUUAAGUGAGUCUCCGGGCACCGAACUCCUCACAGUUGGCUCUUCGACUCUCUGCAAUCUACUUCUGGAAUUCUCACCCGCCAAGGAGCCCAUGUUAGAUCAAGGCGUCGUAGAGAUGCUUUGUAACCUAACGAAGAGGCCGGAAGCGGCGCUUCGCCUAAACGGAAUAUGGGCACUUAUGAAUAUGGCUUUUCAGGCGGAACAAAAGGUGAAGCAACGAAUAUUAAGCUGUUUGGGCACAGAGCAAAUGUUCCGUCUCUUAGGUGAUAGUGAUACACGGGUUAUUAUGAAGACUUUAGGCUUAUUACGCAACUUACUGUCGACGAGGCAACAUAUCGAUGCUAUUAUGAGCGAAUUUUCUUCGCAGGUCAUGCAGGCUGUGAUAGUCGUGUUAGAAGGCUCAUAUCCGGCGGAAGUGAAGGAACAAGCGUUAUGCAUACUCGGAAAUAUUGGAGAUGGAGAGAAAGCAAAGGAUUUCAUUAUGGCCAAUGAAGAUGUUCUCAGAAAGUUGGUGGAUUAUUUGGCGCAUCCAGAGAGCAAACUCCAAGAAGCGGCCUUGUUCGUUGCCGGAAAUUUGGUCUGGAAAGGCGAAGCCGGGUGUGCGGCGAGGCAAGCGAGGCUCGCGGAGUUGGGCGUUCUUCGGGCGCUUAAACUCCUGCGACAAAGGCCGGAUGCCGCACAUCUGCAUGAUAAAGUCAAAACCGCCCUGGCACAAUUCAACGAGUUGACAUAAGCUUUAUGUUAAGAAAUUUUGUUUCUCCCUGUUACUUAGUCAUCAAGUCAGACUAGUUUUAUUUUGACCUCUAGUACCUACUUCAUUAAUAUAAACUAAACCAAUCUGAACAAUAUUCGUUCGUCUCUUUCUGACAAAUUAUGUUAACGCUAUGAUGAAAAGGGACGGUCCUAUAAUACCAAAUGUAA
Messenger RNA from Pieris napi, 2496 nucleotides. Its product is annotated as armadillo repeat-containing protein 8-like. The coding region runs from base 311 to 2308 and encodes 665 amino acids. Gene Ontology annotation, cellular component: GID complex. The record is from RefSeq and is a predicted model, not a curated record. Gene Ontology annotation, biological process: proteasome-mediated ubiquitin-dependent protein catabolic process. The transcript has 14 exons. NCBI's taxonomy places the organism in Eukaryota, Metazoa, Arthropoda, Insecta, Lepidoptera, Pieridae. Gene Ontology annotation, molecular function: protein binding.